This is a messenger RNA of Callithrix jacchus (white-tufted-ear marmoset), 14172 nucleotides long. RefSeq names its product glycine receptor alpha 1 (gene GLRA1). Gene Ontology annotation, biological process: monoatomic ion transmembrane transport; chloride transport. Lineage: Eukaryota; Metazoa; Chordata; Mammalia; Primates; Cebidae. Gene Ontology annotation, molecular function: extracellularly glycine-gated chloride channel activity; glycine binding; transmembrane signaling receptor activity. Gene Ontology annotation, cellular component: postsynaptic membrane; plasma membrane. The record is from RefSeq and is a predicted model, not a curated record.
GCCCCCUCCCAUCGGCUAUCACCCCUCCCAUGCCCCACGCCUCCAGUUUGUUAAAUUAAUGCAGUAAGAAAGUCUGAAGAUCUGAAGGAGUCUUGACCAAGGGAAGAUGGGCGAGCUCAGAAAACCGAGAUGCAUCUGAGGCGUUGGGCUCCUGAGCCCCACGGGGUAGCCAUGGACACCAGUAGCCCCUGAAACUUGCCCUGGGCUCUCUGACGCCUGCGGCCCCGAGCAAUGGGACACCUUUUCUGCAGUGAUCAUAACUUAUUCGGCGGGGACCAGGAAACAGGAAUCUCAAGGCGAGAGCAGACCAGCGCCGAGGCAGGGGAACGAGAUUCCAAGACUGGAUUGCGAUGCGCCAGCCUGGCACACUCUCCGAGAUUUAACUGAAGGCAGCGCCGUCAACAGCUUUCCCCUCGCCCCUAACAGCCUUAGGCCGGCCCAGAGCCAUAAGCUCUGUUCUCUUUACCCAAGAUGCUCGCCCAAUCCAACGGUCCGAGACCAGCGCUCUGAUCUCCACGGAAGAUUUUUUUCCUUGCAUGGAGCUGGCCGUUUAAACAGAAAAACAGCGGUAAAAAAAAAAAAAAAAAAAAAGGAAAUAUACCCACCCCCAAACGUGCCUCCCCAGCGCCGCAGGGAGCCAACAGACACGCUGGAGUUUAACAAACAGCAAUACUCUUCGCGCUCCUGAAAAGCAGGGCUGGACGCUCUCCGUGGUGCUGAAACGCUUCGCAGCCGCCGCUGUCCGUGGUAUCUACAGCCCCUCGCUCAUUUCCCCUGGGCUCUCCCCCCGCGCCCCUGUUCCCCGCCUCCCCUUAACAUCUGGAUUAUUUUUUUCAAUAGCGCUUUCUGGUUUUGUAAGUGCCAAUUUGAAACAUUUUUGCCCCCAUAACUCGUGGACUACAAAGCACAAGGACCUGAAAAAUGUACAGCUUCAAUACUCUUCGACUCUACCUUUGGGAGACCAUUGUAUUCUUCAGCCUUGCUGCUUCUAAGGAGGCUGAAGCUGCCCGCUCUGCACCCAAGCCUAUGUCACCCUCGGAUUUCCUGGAUAAGCUAAUGGGGAGAACCUCCGGAUAUGAUGCCAGGAUCAGGCCCAAUUUUAAAGGUCCCCCAGUGAAUGUGAGCUGCAACAUUUUCAUCAACAGCUUUGGUUCCAUUGCUGAGACAACCAUGGACUAUAGGGUCAACAUCUUCCUGCGGCAGCAGUGGAACGACCCCCGCCUGGCCUAUAAUGAAUACCCUGACGACUCUCUGGACCUGGACCCAUCCAUGCUGGACUCCAUCUGGAAACCUGACCUGUUCUUUGCCAACGAGAAGGGGGCGCACUUCCAUGAGAUCACCACAGACAACAAAUUGCUAAGGAUCUCCCGGAAUGGGAAUGUCCUCUACAGCAUCAGAAUCACCCUGACACUGGCCUGCCCUAUGGACUUGAAGAAUUUUCCUAUGGAUGUCCAGACAUGUAUCAUGCAACUGGAAAGCUUUGGAUAUACCAUGAAUGACCUCAUCUUUGAGUGGCAGGAACAGGGAGCCGUGCAGGUAGCAGAUGGACUAACUCUGCCCCAGUUUAUCUUGAAGGAAGAGAAGGACUUGAGAUACUGCACCAAGCAUUACAACACAGGUAAAUUCACCUGCAUUGAGGCCCGGUUCCACCUGGAGCGGCAGAUGGGUUACUACCUGAUUCAGAUGUAUAUUCCCAGCCUGCUCAUUGUCAUCCUGUCAUGGAUCUCCUUCUGGAUCAACAUGGAUGCUGCACCUGCUCGUGUGGGCCUAGGCAUCACCACUGUGCUCACCAUGACCACCCAGAGCUCUGGUUCUCGAGCAUCUCUACCCAAGGUGUCCUAUGUGAAAGCCAUUGACAUUUGGAUGGCAGUUUGCCUGCUCUUUGUGUUCUCAGCCCUACUAGAAUAUGCUGCCGUUAACUUUGUGUCUCGGCAACAUAAAGAGCUGCUCCGAUUCAGGAGGAAGCGGAGACAUCACAAGAGCCCCAUGUUGAAUCUAUUCCAGGAGGAUGAAGCUGGAGAAGGCCGCUUUAACUUCUCUGCCUAUGGGAUGGGCCCAGCAUGUCUGCAGGCCAAGGAUGGCAUCUCAGUCAAGGGCGCCAACAACAAUAACACCACCAACCCCGCUCCUGCACCGUCUAAGUCCCCAGAGGAGAUGCGAAAACUCUUCAUCCAGAGGGCCAAGAAGAUUGACAAAAUAUCCCGCAUUGGCUUCCCCAUGGCCUUCCUCAUUUUCAACAUGUUCUAUUGGAUCAUCUACAAGAUUGUCCGUAGAGAGGACGUCCACAACCAGUGAAGGGUCUGGAAGGUUGGGGGAGGCUAAGAGAGGGGAACGUGGGAAUAGCACAGGAAUCUGAGAGACUAAGGAAGAGAAGGGGAAUAGAGGGAGGGGGCAAACUUACACAACUCUCUCUAUAAUAUGUGCAAUAGCAAAAUGCAGUGAUGCAUGAAUUUUAAAAUGUGGCACUAUUUAACCUCGGGUGGGCUGUGGGUGGGGGGUCAGGAGGGACUUUUCUAAUAUAGUAACAGGGCUGGGAGGAAGGGUUGGGAAAUGGGGAAAUAACAGCUUUCAAAAAUCUCAGAUCACAGGCUGUGCAGUUUUCCUGUUUGGAAGGAGAGUGCAGUCUGCCCCAGAGCAGAAAGAAAGCAAUGUAAUAUAUGAUAUAUAUUCAUGCUUAAUAUUAAUGCAAAACCACAAGAACAAAAGAUUUGUUUCUUAACCUAUCAGCCUAGUAACUGCUUAAAUUUUUAAAGUCACAGAAGUAAUGGAAAAUUUUUCCCGGAGUGGAAACAGUCACAAAUAAGCUUGCUCUGGUGUAUAUCAUACCCCUCCAAAGGCCAUACCUGUCUUUAAACUGGCCCAGGCAGACACAUGCCAAAAAGCCAUUUUGCCUCUGCUUCCAGAGGACUGUGUGGUAUGGGAAUGGGUAGUGGAAAUGGGGAAAAGUGGAGGGAGGAGAAGGGCGUGACUAAAUAGAAGAACUUUUCAGAGGCCAAGGAUUGAGAAUAUAGGUGACCCCAGCUCAAUCCUCACAUCUCAAGGCUGAGGACCACAACUGCCGCUCUCUGAGCCCUCUUGCUUCUGUGCUUCAGAACCGCCCCACUCACCCUCCACUACCAUCGCAAAAUGGCCAAUGUGGUUUUCUCAUUAUAUUGCCAAUAUGCAAUCUUUUUUAUGGUUAAAAAAGUAAUAAUCUUGAAUAAUAAUAUGCAGAUAGACUGAGUGUAAACAGGUACUUUUUUCAAAUGUCUAUUUUUUCGGAGUCUCUUUGGAAUUGCCAGCGAGUGCAUGUCUGGGAAGGUGGGGUCAGUGGUAUAAAAUACAUUUCUUAUCUAGUGGUUCUAAAAAGUUUUAAGAGGUGAAAGGGCAGUGUUGAGUCUGCUGCAGAUUAGGUAUAAGGGUGGGGAGAGAUGGUAAUGUUUAGAAAACGUUAUAUUUUGACAUAUCAUAUAUCAUAAUGUGCAAAGUUUGCGGGGAUGACCCCGUUAUAUUUUUGUAAGUCUGUUUUUUUCCUUUUAGGUGCUUUGUUUAACAUUUAGGAAAGUUAGACAAAUAUUUCUCUAUCCUUUUAAUUCUGAAGUGCCAGAAUUGUCCUGGGACAGCUAGGGCACUCCGGAAAAAAAGAAGGACCAGGAGAUGAAUUUAGUUUGCAGGAUGGGGUGACAGAAAUGGGUAUCACAAAUGGGAGGUCUGCAAGGUGGAAGCAGCAGGCCUCUGUCCACUGUCAACAGCAGUAUGCCUGAAAUAAUGGCACCACUGUCUGCAGCAUUUUCCCUGCUUUGGCCCAUGGCUACAGUACUGGGGUUCCAUUUAUUUCUUUGCACUUUAGUGUCUGAACUUUGGAUCAAAGGUGUGGGUAGAAUGUUGAGAGACAGCUGACAAUCUGUGUGCAUUGAGGCCUGGGGUUUCACACGUGUCUUUAACAAAUCUCCAAUGUUAGGCAGGAUGGGGGAGGAGUGGUAAGCAGAGAAGGGACACUGGAAGCCUAACUUUUCCCUAAAGCACCUUCUCCUAGGGGAUUUUCUCCCAUUCCAGCAGCACAAUAACUAAUACAGGCCUAAAAUACCAGGUCAAGACAAAGAUUCUAGAGAUAUUUACAUAAAGGAAAUGCACUAUGCAGCCAAAAAAAGGAUUUGGCUUUGAGGCUUGAAUGGGUAAAGGUGUUUAAUCCCAGAUCCAAGGAAAAUAAAUUAAUGCCUUCCCUUCUUUUAGCCUGUGUAGACCCAAAAACCUAAACUGGAUUACAGCUUUGAACAAUAUGGGCUAGAACCUGCAAUCCUUUUUUCUAAGAAAUCUUGGGAGAUGGGAGCCAAGUGGGUAGGAGUCUCUCAUCUAAGACCAUCCUUUACCCCAUCAUAAACACGUGUCCAAAGGAGAAAAAUUAAAAAGGGGGACUUGAAUGACUACAGUUCAAGAUGAGAACAUCAGUCUUUGGACUGCUGUCAGCACCUUUUAUUAGCAUUAUAUUCUCAAGUGGUGCAUGAGUCUUUGGAGAGGCCCUUUCACUAGCACUUUAUUCACUUUAUUUAGGGAAAAUCAUUUUUUAAUUUAAAAAAAUUAAAGAAGCCCUUCUUCCUAUUUUACUCAUUACUGGACUAAAUUCAGAAUGUCUAAAGUCUUGGUGAAUCAGUCAACAAUCGUGCUAGACCUCCAGCAGAAACUAAAGACAAUGCCAUUGUUCUAAGACAUUCUGCCUCCACUCAAAUGGAUAAAUCUGCAGAUUCCAAACCUCCUUAUGUGCAGUGUCUGGAAUCCCUCUGAGCGAGAGAAAUCACUGGGCCAUUUGCCCAACCUCUGCUGGGUCCUUGAACUUCUGCCACCAUAUUCAGCUUGUGGCAGCUGCCAGGUUGACAGUAGCCAACAAACAAUUGAAUCAUCUCUUUGAGACACAGAGGGGGAAUGUCACUGAAAUCUUCUCUCAGACUAUUUCAAACUAGAGCCUCUUAUGGAAAAUCAACAUGAGUGGAGUCUUUAUAAAACGAAAAAAACCACCUGGAUUUUAGUCCUGCCACUAAUAGGCUGAGUGACCUUGGGCAAAUGACUAGUCUUUAGCUCCUCUAAAUACACAAUGUGAAGUCUCUAAACUCCCUCCUAACAGACUCAGGCGGCUCUAUGACUCUGUGUUUAAGGUAGUCUACAGGAAAUUCACACAACCAAGAAUUUAAUGUCUCUUUGAUUUCUAAACCCUCCAAGGUGGAUGUGUGGAUACGUAUGCAUGAACAUAUGGACCCACACAUUGUUGUCUUUCUUUGGAAAAUUUGCAGAUUUCUUUUUUCUUUGCCCCACAUUUGGUGAAUGGUGGUGAGGAAGGGACAUCAAUCAUUACAAAGUCAAAAAUGUCAUCAUGAAUUAGGAAUGGAAGCAUACUCAAGGAAAAGACAUUAUCAUCAAUGUAUAAUGUAGAAAGGAUUUAGCAAAUUACGUGUAUUUCAUCAUUAUAGAAAAAUCAAACCAGAUAAGCUAAGCCAAUUACUUUAAGUGGCUCCAAUGAACAGAGCAGUACUUUCUUAAUUUCCUCUUCAGUUUGAGUACAGGGGAUAUUGUGCUUUGAUAUUACAGAUGCCAAGUGGUAUGGUGGCCAAAAAACUGAUUUAGGUGCAAUGCAUGGUUUACCGGUUCUCAAACUCUUUGCUUAUCUAGACCACAGCAGUAUUUAUACAUGGUAUGAAAACUGGACACUGGCAUAGAGGAUUGGUGAUUUCACCCUCCAAAACUAGAGCUAAUCCUAGGAGCCAAACUAGUAGGUACCAAUUAAGCAGACAGAAUUUCUGCUUAAUUGUUUCUCACCAAUUAGUUUACAAUGUAUCUCAUUCAUUUCAAAAACAGUCCAAAUAAAUGGCUCAGCUUUGAUAUCCUCUAGUCCUUUCAAACAUUCUUGGCUAAUAACAUAGGGAAUGAGCAAGACCAGGCAUGAACAGAAAGGGGAAAAAUAUUUAUCUGUGUAUAUAUUGUAUGUGUGAUAACUUGAUUUUAACUCUAUUUUCAGUUUGAGUCUUAAAAAGAAAAGAGUUCAUUAUCUGACCCAAAUUAUUCCUUCUAAACUGUCAAUAAGUAAGAAAUGAAUCCCCUCUCAAAAGCUCACCAAUUUUUUUCAUAGGCUAUUUUGUUCAUACUGGGGAGAAAAAAUAAAUGGGAGAUGGUUCCUUUCCUUCAAAGUAUAUAUCUUUAUGAGCAUUAUAAAAAAAAAAGGGAGAUGUUCUGUGAGUCUCCAUUAGAGUCUCCCCAGCUAAACUGGUACCAUCACUAAGAGUCUUUUGUGAAAAUUAGAUUCCUUAGUUAAUUGCAACACACUGAAAUGGAAGGAAUUAUUAUGUCUGUAGUAACUACCUCCUUACUACAAGAAUCUGGCAAGCACAGGGCUUGAUGGUGGUACAAUCUAUAUCAGCUUCAGGACAGAGCUCAAGAUUUAAGAUUUAUAAUUGUUUCCUAGUCUGGUUGGAAGCCCAGUUAAGGAGCCAUGAAUGCCACUCUAGAAAGCUGUCUUCAUUAUUCAAUGAGCAACUUUUGUGCAUUCUACCCACCCUGAAAAGGCAAGCAAGAUACUGUCUGUGGGCUAUGUUUCCUGGGUUGGCUGGGUGACUUGCACUGAGGGGCUAGUAAGGUAUGUUGAGAAAGAGUGAAUGGACCGCUACCCUUGAUUUUUGGCAUCAUUUCUUCUUGAACCAACCAAAUAAAAAAUUCUCUAAACAGGCAAGCAGAGAGGGUGUUUUGAAAAUAUAAUUUAGCUUCUUUUCCACCACCGAACUAUUUCUGUCAGAAAUCAACUCCAGAAAUUUAAAUUAAGAACCUUCCUUGUCCAGGCGAGGUAGCUCACGCCUAUAAUCCCAACACUUUGGGAUGCUAAGGUGGGCAGAUCACCUAAGUUCAGGAGUUCAAGACUAUCCUGGCCAACAUGAUAAAACCCUGUCUCGGCCGGGCCAGUGGCUCAAGCCUGUAAUCCCAGCACUUAACCUAUCAGCCAUUGUGGAGGCCAAGGCGGUUGGAUCACGAGGUCAAGAGAUCAAGACCAUCCUGGUCAGCAUGGUGAAACCCCGUCUCUACUAAAAUUACAAAAAAUUAGCUGGGCAUGGUGGCGCGUGCCUAUAGUCCCAGCUACUUGGGAGGCUGAGGCAGGAGAAUUGCCUGAACCUAGGAGGCAGAGGUUGCGGUGAGCCGAGAUCGUGCCAUUGCACUCCAGCCUGGGUAACAAAAGUGAAACUCCAUCUCAAAAAAAAAAAAAAAAAAAACCCUGUCUCUACUAAAAAUACAAAAAUUAGUCAGGCAUAGUGGCAGGUGCCUGUAAUCCCAGCUACUCAGGUGGCUAAGGCAGGAGAAUCGCUUGAACCCAGGAAGCAGAGGUUGCAGUGAGCCAAGAUCACACCACUGCACUCCAGGUGGAGUGACAAGAGAUUCUGUCUCAAAACAAAACUUUCCUAUUUUUCCGCAGUUUAUGAAGCCAGAGACACGUACUAAUCCUGACCAAAGGGAGGAAUAGAAGAAAUAUGGCUUAAUUGAGCUGGCUUGCUGAGAGAACUACUUGUAUCAGCGUAAGGGAAAUCAUAAAUGUUGGCAAGGCUUUGGCCUCAUGGUAUCCUGAAAUCCCAAUGCAGAGGGAGAACAUCCUUGGAUAAGUUGAAAUCCCUGUAGAAAUAAAUAACUUAAAAAAAUUCCUGAAAUGAAGCCCUGCCCAACCAAGCCCAGUAUUAAAAGAAUGAAAGCAAUGACUUUUUCUGAUUGUCUUAGCUAAGAAUCCCAGAAUGUAUGUCAAAAACAAGGGUAUACUACAAACAUCUUGCCCAAGCCUAAGUAACUUAGAUUCAUAAGGGCCCAUACUAGAUGAUGCCUCUACCAAUUAUCAUCCUGUUGUUUCCUAAGAACUUAUCAAGCUGUAGAGACAGCAAUGGCAGUAGAUAGGUUUGCUCAUACGUGGAGUACUAUUUCAUGCUGUUUUGAUGGAGCUAUGUGGUUAUUUAAAGCAAUAAUUAAGGUGCUUUCUCAUUCAUUAGAAAAACAAAACGAGUUCCAAAGUAGAAACUGCCCAAUAAUUUUAAUAUCAUUAAGGCUCCUUCAGCUAACAGACCAUUCUUCCUUUGCUCUCCCCCUACUCCUCCCAUUGCCUCUCUUCUGUCAGCAUCUCCUGUUUCAUCAGUUUGUCCAUCUUAUUUUGUGAAACCAAACUGUCAGAAGAUGCUGAUUUAUUUCCAAGUUAAGUAGGGGAAGACUAGAAUGGACAUAGCAGCUCCUGUCUUAUUUGCUUUAAGGCUGCAAUUUCUGUUCAUUCUCUUGCCCAUGCAUUUUGAAAUUUCAUUGCUCUGCAAAGUUUCCACUGGAACACUGGGUCAAGAAGUCAAAAUGUAGAGAAGCAAACCAAAAAUAUACUCUUUAGAGAGCUCAGUAAUGAAAAUUAUAUCCUACAUAAGGCCAUUAACCAGUUACAACGCAGUACCAGCUAACUAACCUGGGGAAAAAAGACAUCUGCUGGCAGCAUACAAAUUCUAAUCAUAAUAGGUCUCCCAUUUCCACUUCUACCUGGCUCCACAAUUCCCUGCAUUGCCUUUUGUCCUUCUCUUCUUCAGACUCAACUGUUUCCUUAUGCAACUCCAGAAACCCAGUAACCUAUUUAAACAUACCUGCCACCUAACGUAGACAGGUCAGAGAGGUGGGUCCUUCUUCUGGUAUGAUCUCAGGUUCGUCAUAGGAAUAUAGAUAAGCUGUUUCACUUUCUUGGCUUAUUUACUCUCCUGUAAAAAGAGGGAGUUGCAGAUUCUUCCAAGCCAAAUUGAGUAUUUUGAUGGGUUGAAGAAAAAAAGCUCUACAGCGUGUUGUUAAAGGUCAUUGUUUCUCCAUGUUAGUAUCAGUCUUGGCACCCCAUCCCAGGCCUUCUGGUGAGUAGGUAGGGAGACAUUUAAAAAGAGGAGAGUGAGUCUUGGCCCUUGAGGAGAUUAUAAUCUGAAUCGUUUUCCUUGAAAGUCAAGGUAUUUCACAGCACUGAGGGACUUGUCUCUAAGACUAGCUUCUCACCUGAGAAUCCCAUCACACAUCAGGAUGACAUUCCACACUGGUGUUUUUGCAUGUGUAUCCUAUGAAGGCUGUAACCCAUUUCUCAUGGCAGUUGUCUGAAUUCUGCCAAAGCCUCUGCAAGAAUCAGAAAUGCAUCAGAGCAGAACUUGUGAAAUAUCCUUAGAGAAAUAACUGUAAUGACUCCUCCCCGCUUCCCCCUCAAAUUUAGUCAUAAUGAGAAACUUCCAGUAAGAAUUAACAAUGUUUUCCCUGGUGUGUCCCUGUUAUUCCAAGUACAGCUACAGCAGAAAACAUGGGACCAUUCCACACCACCAGGGGGUUUAUCUAAAUCAUACCACUGACUGACUAAACUAACAAAAAGAAGCAAUUUUAUAGAUGUGGCUGGAGUUGGGCCAGCUCUCUCCAUAUUCACCCUCAAACAAGACCUCACCCUGGAAAUGUUUCUGAAAUGCUUCCACACUCCUAUGGCUUCAACACUUCUUAUAUUCAGAAAACACUGUCUUUAUCAACAGGGAGAUUAUAUAUGGUUUGUAUCAGUGGAAUCCAACAGACAAUCAAUUCAAGGUCUGGGAGGAUGGGACACUUAAGCUCAGAUUCUAAACAAAAGGUUCUUUUCCAUAGCAGUUGGAUUUAUCAGAGUUUCUAACGGCUCUUUACUCCCAUCCAAGCUCUGGACAUGAAGUAAGAAAAUGAAAUCACAAAGGAAAUGUGUCAACAGAGCUGUCCCCUCCACAAAAAAGCAGAUGCUCCUGCUUGUCUUGAAGUCCUUUUAUUCCUGACUUAACCACCUGUGCAAACUAGCCAGAUGAGUUGAUGGGACAAGGCCUCCACGACUGUGCUUCAUAGAACCCACUUGGCCUCACCUGUCUCUUCAGUUGGUCUUUGGCAUGACAGGAUCAUGAGCAACAGCAGUGAUGUCAGGAAUGUCUCAGCUACUGCUCUAAGGGCCAGCACAGUACCCCUUCCACUCAGCUCUGGAUGUUGUUCAGAAAAGUGGCACUCUGGUCCCUAUUUAGUGACCCAAGUCUGGUUUAGUGGGUCUCCAGGUAACUGCUAUGUACAUGCUUUGGGAUGAUUUCUUAAUGUUUCCUUAGCCUGGAGAAAGCAUUUUAGUCUUCUUUCAAAGUAUAAAAUGGGCUCAGAAAGAACUAGAAUAUAUUUUAUUACAUAAAACAUCAUAUGUAUACAAAUAUUAUCCCCAUUUUUUCUUUCAGAUUUUUAAUUUCCCUAUACCUGCCUUUCCACCUGCUAUAUAUUAAAUCUAUUAUGGCAAAUUGGUAUACCAUGAAAGCAGGGCAUCAGAAUAAAAACACAGCCCCUUUUCCUACAACAUAGGAGGGGAUAAUAGAAGCACCAAUAUCAUUACCGAAGUGUGAUGUAGUAUGCAACAGGAGGAGGAGGGUGCCAUGGAGAGAGUAGAAAUUAAAUUGUGGAAUGUGAGCAGUAAUGAAUAGAUGAGAUUUUGACAGAUGGGGACAAGAUUCCAGGCAGAAGGAACAGUAUGAGCAAAAAUAUGGAGGUUAAAAAAUAGGCAGCACAUGAAAGGUGAUUAUCCACUUGGAUAAAGCGUAGUGAAUGGAAGACAUGUUUGCAAAGCUAGAUUUAGAUUACAUCGAAAGCUUAAAAUAGAGAAUAAAGGGUCAGGACUCAUUAAGUGCAGCAGUUCUCAAAAGCAAACCAAGGUGCUCCCUCAUAAACAGGAGCUUUCUACCUUCUUUCCAUUAACCAACACCUUCAGCCCGCUCAGAUUUUCCUGUACUUAUUUUGAGAGAACUUAACUUUUCCUUUGUCUCAGAAGUAGCGUACCCACUAGAAAUUCACAUCUUCAAGAGUGUCAGUGUGAACUAGUAAAUACUAGGCAUUUAGUUUGUCAUAGGUAGCCAGCCAUUAGAAAGGAGAUAGGUAUGGUAAAGCUAUGGUUCUACUGUGAGCUCACUAUUCUAUACCGAUUCUGAAAACAUUUUUACCGAGUUGUUUACCAAGGCAAUACUUAGUACAAUGAAGGUGUUUUUAUUGCAUUUUAGGUUUUGGGGUACAUGUGAACAACAUGCAAGAUAGUUGCAUAGGUACACACGUGGCAGUGUGAUUUGCUGCCUUCCUCCCCUUCAGCUAUAUCUGGCAUUUCUCUCCAUGCUCUCUCUCCCCAGCUCCCCACCUCGUGCUGUCCCUCCCCUAUUCCCCCCAACAGAUCCCAGUGUCUAGUGUUCCCCUCCCUGUGUCCAUGUGUUCUCAUUGUUCAACACCCGCCUAUGAGUGAGAACAUGCGGUAUUUCAUUUUCUGUUCUCGUUCUACUACAAGGACACAUGCACACGAAUGUUUAUUGCAGCACUGUUUACAAUAGCAAAGACCUGGAAUCAACCCAAAUGCCCAUAAAUGAUAGACUGGACAGGGAAAAUGUGGCACAUAUACACCGUGGAAUAUUAUGCAGCAAUCAAAAACGAUGAGUUCAUGUCCUUUGUAGGGACAUGGAUGAACCUGGAGAACAUCAUUCUCAGCAAACUGACACAAGAACAGAAAAUGAAGGUAUUUCUAAAGAGCUUUUGCUCUAAAUAUUUCCUUUUAUUGAUCUAAUUGAAAUACUAAACAGACCUGAGGGAAACACAGUCUAGCACAUCCUUUUUUACACCCUCAACUGCAUCUGAAAUUACUUCUCCCAACAGUGUCUCUAUUCAAAGCAUGAAACUCAGGUACAUAAAGAAAAAAGGCAUAGAGAGGGGGGAAAAAAGGCCAAAUAUGAGUAGAAAAAAAAUAGACAAACAUGUAACUGAUUGCUAUUAAGUCAUUGCUAGUCCAAGUACGAAAAAGGAAGUUUCUUUCACAAAAGGUUACGCGUCUUAAGUAAAUCCUUUGAAGAGACACUCUGGGGAAAGGAAAAGUUAGUAUAACCUACCAUGGUAAAUUAAAGAUUGCCUCAAAUCUUUUUUAAAAUUGGUAUUUACAUAUCAAGUAAGCAGUUUGCUAAACCCAACUUUUUCCAUUAGAUAUAUUUCUACCUCAUCUAAAAGCAUACCAUGCUCAACAUGUCAAUUUAGUCUGAAUGGUAUAGAAAAGGCUAAAAAUUUUACUUCCCAUAGGGUACUUCACAGCGUUUUAAAUUCAUACUACUUCCUAUUUUAAUGGUUCAAUCUUCCAAUACUUAGCCAUUAUAUCUUCAACACUAACAGUUAAAAUGAUAUGGGUAAAUUAAAUCCUAAAGAGGUCCAACCUGCUUAGUAUAUUGAAUGGACAUAGAUAAAAUACCUACUCAAUGUGAUUCUUGUGUAUAUUAGACAAAAAGUUAGUGCAAUGUUCUCAAAAGAAAAAAGAAAAAAAACGAAACAGCUUGAGUUCUACUUUCAAAACAAACAUAGCAGAGACUUCAGUGGCCUCCAAGUAUGUCUGACAAACUGGAUAAAACAUAUCUUCAGCUGUUUUGGACUUGAAAUGGACAAAGUGAAACCACAAAGUGACCAAGACAAAAACCCUAAUACUUUUAUGCUCUCUUGAUAUUCCAAGACUGCCAAAGGAGAUUCCCGUCUCAUUGUUUAGAUCAGCACCACAGUAGACUUGUUGAUUAAAAAUCACCCUAUCUAGAAUUGAUGCAAAUUACUGCAAUAACUUGUAGAGCAUUUAGGGUGAAGAGUGGUUGGUACAUGAUUAGAAUACUCAGUGACCGUUAACUUCACAAGUGUUCAAGCAUACCACAGUGCUUCCAAAUCACAAAUUACCUGGUCCUCUCGCCUAGGAUGGGUCAUCUACGGAGACCUCAUUCUCAAACUUGACUGGCCUAGGGAAACUGGCCUAGGGAAAUUGAAUUACCUUGCAGCCACAGUUGUAAACACACUGGAGCCACACUUGAAAACUGGUGAUGAACAGGACAGAGAGAUACCAAUUCAUUGCUAAGACAACAUUAAUCACAAAGUUGUAUUUAAUUUAAAACAUUCCAAAAUGAGUUUAAGAUUACAAAAUAAAUGCAGUCACUGGGGGAAGGAGUUAUUUUAUUUGUACACUCUAUCUUAAAUUUAGCAACUUUUCAUUUUGACUCAGGAUUCACUAACUUAAGAUGGGCUAUUUUCUGCCAACAGGACACGAGUGUGAAAUCUCAGAGUCCCACCCAACCUUGCCAAAGCGAAUGACUUCUGCAUUAAAUGGAAGUCUUUCCCAAAGGACUUGCCCUUAAUGUUUUUCCCAUUUUGCCCACUUAGAUAUCUGCACAAAAGAUGUACCCUUUGUCUUAAAAGUUCCCUGGUUUGAUGUUUACGCAGAAGAGUAAAUCCCGGGUUAUUAUUCUGCAAAUGAUUUUACAUUUCCUUUAUUCCAAGAAUGUAGCUACCAACUUAAAUAUAUUAUGACACACAAGGGGUAAAAGUUAGAUACAAACAUCUAAGAGCUAGGGCAUGUUUCCUGAAACACUUUGGUUCAUUAGUACAUUAUUUAAGAAGUUACCUUAACCCCAAAGAAUCUAAGAAGGGCACCGUGUAAUUCUUCAGGUCACAAUGCCAACAUGACUAUGGAGUCUGUUACAGGUAAGGCAACCACAAGUUACAAUUCUACUUGCUUAGCUGGGCAGUGUGAAUUAGCUAAGCAACACAGUGCUAUGAUGGAAGAGGUUCAAGAUGAUUCAUGCUUUCAUGCCAGACCAUAAGUCACAAGCCCACAUAGCAGCGACUCUGACAGCUAGCCAAAGUAGAAGAGAUUUCUAAAAAGUGGACUGGGACAUUUUAAUUAAUUGGUCUGGAAAAUUAAGUCAGAAUUACAAAGUUCCUUAUUCUUAUGAAGAAGAAAAUGUGAUAGUAUGUCUUUUAUAUGGAAAUUUCUUUGUAUAUAUGUAUAAACUUGGUAUGGCCUUAAUGCUGCAUUUAAGGAUUUGUUUGGCUACCACCUUGAGCAGCGUGUUAAGCAAUCGCUUCCUUAAUGUAACAUUUUUACUUCUUACUGGACACUCAACCUUGAACAACUAAUUCCCUUUGCCCCUUAUUCUUUCCCCCCCCUUUUUUUUUUUUUUGCAUGAAGUCAUAAAAGUUAUGGCAGUUUUUUGGCUUAUAAAAAAAAAUCUAUUUCUGCAGUUUGAAGAUGGAAUGUAAAAUUUCUGUGAAACAUGUAUAUAAAAGUAUAUUUAUUGAACCAUCCAUAUACACAUAUCCAUGCUGAUUCCAAUGGAAAAAAAUUAAAGUUUUCUGAAAUUUUCUGUG